AAAAAUAAAAAAAACGUCAAACAGACGUCAAAAUUCGACGCAUGGUUGUUUUGGAAUGUGGAGUGGAAUUUUGUCGAAAGAAAUUAUUUUUUAUUAAUUUGUGAGUAAAAUGUCUAAACAGAAACUAUUUGAUGAUGAUUCCGAUGAAGAUAUAGCAAUAAAAACUGAAAAUGAGUAUGCAAAAAAAUAUGAUACUUGGCGAGGAAAGGAAGAAAUGCAUAAACUGGAACAGAAGUAUGGACCUGAUGCUCUACUCUCGGGGGGUUCAGGAACGUCUGAUAGCGAAGACGAAAGCGACGAACCUCUAGAAGAUAACGAGGAGAUGGAAACGCAAUUCUUGAAGACCCUAGCGCUUCUGAAAACAAAAGAUCCCAGAAUCUACGAUCCUGAUUUCAAAUGUUUUGAAGAAGAUACGGAAAAAGAACCAAUAAAAGAAUCGAAAUCCAAAACUUUGACAUUUGAGGACAAUGAUGAUGAUGAAGAUGAAGACGGAGAAAUCUUCAAGAUAGAAAAGAAAGCAGAAAUAGAUGAUAAUACUACUGUAAAUACAGAGGGAACAGGAAGAAGUAAGAAGAAUAAAAAGGAAGGCAAGUUGAAAGAAUAUUUAACAGGGCGAGCAGAGCAUAUUGAUGACGAAGUAGAAAAAGAUCUGGCACCACUGAAAGCUCUGUGGUCUGACCCAAAGCUCAAUGAAGGGGAAGCCUUUUUGAGGGAUUACAUAUUGAAUAAAAGAUACUUGGACGAAGACGCGGGCGAGUCAGCUGAGAAAGUGCGCGACGAUACGGAGCUUGAGGUCGACGAGCAGACGGUAGAGGAGCAGGCCAAGUUCGAGCGGGCUUACAACUUCCGCUUCGAAGAGCCGGACGAACAAUAUUUGAAACGUUACCCUCGCACCAUGGACUACAUCCGGCCCAAGGACGACAAGCGCGCGCGCAAGCGAGCCGAGAUACGGGCGAGGAAGGAGGAACAGAAGACCAGGCAGAUGGAGGAGAUCGCCAGGCUCAAGGCGCUCAAACUGAAGGAGAUACAGGAGAAGAUAGCUAAGAUCAAGGAGGUCACCGGCAACCAGGACCUCGCCUUCAAAGAAGAGGAUAUAGAGGGCGAGUUCGAUCCUGCGGAGCAUGACCGCCGCAUGAAGGCGUUGUUCGACGAACAAUUCUACGGGGAAGCUGACCACGCCAAGCCAGUCUUCCCUGACCUCGAUGAAGACCUGGAGAUCGAGAAUUGGGAUAACUAUGAAGAGGAGAAGGAACACUAUCAGAAUGAAGAUGAACCUCAUUGUGAAGAUGACGAUUUCAAUAUGGACGCUGACUAUGACCCAAAAAAAUCGAAAAAAGAUCUCCUCGAAGAGAUACAAAAGACAUUGGGCAAGAAGCGUCGGAACAGAAAACGUCAAUCGAAGCUAUCCCAACUGUUGGCCACGGAGAAGCCCAAGUUCUUGCCAUUGGCUGCUGAAAGAAGCUACGCUGAACAUAUGGAGGAAUACUACAAGAUGGAUUGUGAAGAUAUUGUGGCCGGGAUGCCUACCAGGUUCAAGUAUAGGCAGGUGGUGCCUAAUGACUACGGGCUCACUGUUGAAGAGAUCCUGCUGGCAGACGACAAGGAGUUAACCCAGUGGGUGCCUCUGAAGAGGAUCGUGAAGUACAGAACCGAAGCCGCCGAACGCGGGGACUUCGCCCUCUACCAGCAAAGAGCCCAAGACGGAGCCCUGAAGGCCCGUCUCCUGCCCUCCCUGCACCGCCCUUUGCCACAAGAGCCAGAAAUUGCUGUGCCGUUAAAAGAAACAAAGAAGAAGAAAAAGAAAAACAAACAGAAAAAUGUAGAUGAGAAAAAUGAAAUUGUAGAGUCUGAGUGUAAAGACGAAAUAGAAAAUAACGGCAGUACCGAGCAACCAGACGAGAGUGUAACAAAUGAAUCAAAUAAGGAAAGUAAGAAAAACAAGAAGAAGAAGAAGAAACUCAAAUUCACAACAGAGCAGCAAGAUAUAAGCAAUGUUGCUAUUGAUAAUUCAGAUGAAGAAAAGGUUGAAGAAGUUACAGAUAUGCAUAAAGCAAAGAAAUCAAAACGGAAACGAAAGUUGGAAAACGAAGACAGUAUAGAUAAUAAUCUAGCUAGUAAGGAUUAUAAAAAAGCUAAAAUAGAGAACAAGUUGAAUAGUGAAGAAAGUGACUUACCGUGUAAUAGUAUGACAGGCGAAGAAAAUAUUAUUGAAGUAAAAAAUAAGAAAAAGAAACAUAAAAACAAGUUGAAAAAUCCCCAAAUAAGUUAUAAUGAAAUGAAUGGGGAAUGUUCGGUACAGAAUAACUUUAAAAUUAAAUCAACAGAGAAACUUGAAGAAAUGGAAGAAAAUGACGAAACUCAUACAAAGAGUAACAAAAUUAAAGUGUCUAUAGACAAACAGAAAUCUAAAGCACAACUAAAUAGCAAAAUUUCUAAUACCAAUGUAAGAAGAGACGAUAAGAAAUUUGGUAAAAUGAAAAAUAGCAAGAAAAAUAAAUUUAACAACAAAAAGAAUUCUAAAGAUAGUAAAACUUCCAAUGAAAAUCCACUCGGAAAACUUUCUGAUGAAAGACUAAAAGCUUAUGGAUUAAAUCCUAAGAAAUAUAGAGGAUUUUUAAAAUACAAGAAAUUUUAAUUUACAUUUUUACAUAAAGUAAACAUUUAUAAAAUUGUUAAUAAUAAAAUCGUUUUAUUUAACUUUGUCUUUUUACUUUA
Molecule: messenger RNA, 2715 nt
Organism: Chilo suppressalis (striped riceborer)
Lineage: Eukaryota; Metazoa; Arthropoda; Insecta; Lepidoptera; Crambidae
Source: the annotation of a GenBank genome assembly